Naegleria lovaniensis is the source of this 2061-nucleotide messenger RNA. RefSeq lists its product as uncharacterized. NCBI's taxonomy places the organism in Eukaryota, Heterolobosea, Eutetramitea, Acrasida, Naegleriidae. Bases 1 to 2061 code for a protein of 686 amino acids. Gene Ontology annotation, molecular function: dipeptidyl-peptidase activity. The record is from RefSeq and is a predicted model, not a curated record. The transcript has 3 exons.
AUGCAUUUCACAACACGUGUGCCAAGUUCCGUGUUGAUGAUAUUGUGCUGCAGUUUCAUCAUUCAUGUCCUGUUGUUGUGUUGGACUGCCUCUCCAAUCGGUGCAUCAUCUCAAACUUCUCUUAAUGAUUGUCCAACGUUUAGAUCCAAACCCUUUAACCCCAAAUUUCCCUACGAAUUCGAUGGUACUGUAGAAUCCAGCACCUACAUUACCAUGAGAGAUCAAGUUAAGAUUGCCUGUGAUCUAUACAUUCCAUUCCGAGCUCUCAAUGAAAAUCAUAGGCUACCCACUCUCUUUCAUGUAACCCGAUAUGGAAGAUCGCACAGAAUACGAUGGCCCUUUUCCUACAUCUUUGGAGAGAGAGUAAGCUCGAGAGGAAUUCCCUUUAAAACCUAUACGGGAAGAGGCUAUGCUGUGGUUUCAUGUGAUACGAGAGGAACAGGAGCCAGUUACGGAAAACGUUUAUAUGAUUUUCAUCAUGAAGAGGUUGAAGAUUAUCGGGAAUUAUUGAAUUGGAUUAUACAACAAAAAUUCAGUGAUGGAAAAGUAGUGAGUGUUGGAAUUUCAUACGAUGGAAUGGCAACGGAUUUUAUGAUGUCGUUGAAUCAUCCAGCAUUGGUUGCAGUUGCAACAAUCAGCUCACCUUUUGAUAUGUAUCGGGAUGUGUUGUAUCCGGGUGGAUUGUAUCAGUAUGCCUUUUUGGAUGCCUAUUUGAAAUCGACAAAAAAUCUGGAAAGUGGUGGCUUACCAGAUCGAUAUAAAGCUUGCAAGGGUUGUGAACCAGUGACCUUAAAAGAGAAAUUCUUUGUUUGGUUGGGCAAGUUCAUGAUUGAUGGUGUUGAAAAGGUCAAUUUUGAUUUCGAGUCUUAUCAUCGUGCAUUGGAGGAACACAAAGGAUCUACGAACACACUCGAUUUAAUGCCAUUAUUUGAGGAAGGUAUUGACAAGGAAGUGACAACUUCAACAUUUUCUUAUAGUUUAGAAAGAGAUGGCAAUUUUAGAGUGAUUAAUGCAACAAAACGUCAAAUUCCAAUGAUUAUGUUCGGUGGAUAUUACGAUGGUACCAUUCAAAAUUCAGUUGUGAAAAGAUUUUAUUCCAUGAAGAAUAGGAAGAACAAAUUGAUUUUGGGAUCCUAUACUCAUGGAUUUAGAAAAUGUGCAUCUCCUUACUUGUCAGGAAACUCUCCUUGCUUUAAUGCCAUGAUAGAAGCAAUGAGAUUUUUCGAUCAUUAUGUUGGAAAAGAUACAGAGACAGGUAUCGAUACGGAACCGAGAGUUCAUUUCCAUACGGUUGGAAGUGAGAAGUGGCACUCUGCAAAUGAAUGGCCUCCAAAAGAAGUCUCUGAAACCAUUUUCAAUUUAGAUGGAAAUGGAAAAUUAAUCGGUGGUGGCAUUUCUUCUGAUUCUUCUUUAAAUUUUUCACACAAAUUGAAAUUGAAUUUGACAGAACAAGUUGUGAUUCACUCGAAAUUCAAUAUCAUGUCUCAUUUGUAUGAGAAAUAUCCACAAUAUACAGAGAAAUUAUCAGAUCCAAAUUGGAAGAAUGGAAAAUUGAAUUAUAUUUCCGAACCUCUUUCAAACAGUAUUGAAAUUACUGGAUAUCCAAAAAUUGAUAUUGAACUUUCUGGUGACAACAAAGAUGGAGUCAUUUUCGCAUAUUUGAUGGAAGUUGAGAAUUCAAGUGGUCUGACUCGUCUUAUCAUGGACACUCAAUUAAGGCUUGUUCAUAGAAAGCUUAGAUCUAGCUUGAACAAUGGGCUUGUCGACGUCAUUCCCAUUCAUUCUUUCUAUAUCACAGAUAGGGAGUACCUGCAGCCCAAUGAAAAGACUAAGGUAUCUCUUUACUUUCCGACAAUUUCAUAUCAUGUACAAAAGGGCAACUCCUUGGCUCUAUCACUUUUCAGCUUUGACUCUCUCAACUUUAAAUUAUUUAACGGCACUGACGAUUUGUCAAAAGAGAUCAUUGUUUAUUCAGGCUCCCUUACUUUACCAACCAUUGUUAGAGAUGGCAAUGGCGUUCCAUCCAACUCCAGGAAGAAGAGUACAAAGGACGAGUUUUAA